UCGCUCACUUCUGCGUCGCUUUUGGGCUUGUGCUGGAGAAGGCGGCAGAAAGCGGGGAGCUGGGUCGGGGACCCCCCUAGGUAGGGCCCAUGGCAGCCGCCCCAGUAGCGCAGCGAGGGCGCCGGUUUUUGCUCCUCCGAGGGCUCGUCCGAGCCCAGCCAGGCAGAGGGUGUCGCUCUGGGGUGCCGGUGAGACAACAGCAGCAGCAGCAGCAGCAGCAGCAGCAGCAAGCGCUGCAAGUCCCCGCGGCUCAGGAGAUUACAAGUGCAAGAAGAAAAGGAUUCCUAACUGAACACGCUGCCCCUUUCUCUGCUUUCUUGACUGACAGCUUUGGCCGCCAACACACCUACUUGAGGAUCUCUCUGACAGAGAAAUGCAACCUCCGAUGUCAGUACUGCAUGCCAGAGGAGGGAGUUCAGCUAACUCCCAAGUCUGAACUGCUGACUACACAGGAGAUAAUCGCUCUUGCCAGGCUCUUUGUGAAGGAAGGUGUGGACAAGAUCCGACUGACAGGGGGAGAGCCUCUCAUCCGGCCUGAUGUGGUUGACAUCAUUGCUCAGAUGCGCAAACUAGAAGGGUUGCAAACCAUCGCUGUCACAACCAAUGGAAUCAACUUGGCCAGACUGUUACCCCGGCUGAAGGAUGUCGGCCUGGAUGCCAUUAACAUCAGCUUGGAUACAUUGGUCCCUGCCAAAUUUGAAUUCAUUGUCCGUCGGAAAGGUUUUCACAAGGUAAUGGAAGGGAUUCAUAAAGCUCUUGAACUUGGAUAUGAUCCUGUCAAGGUGAACUGUGUGGUCAUGAGAGGCCUCAAUGAAGAUGAAGUGGUGGAUUUUGUAGCCCUCACAGAGAAGCAGCCCCUGGAUGUGCGCUUCAUAGAGUACAUGCCCUUUGAUGGCAACAAGUGGAACUUCAAGAAAAUGGUGAGCUACAAGGAGAUGCUGGACACAAUCAAGCAAAGAUGGCCAGAGCUGGAAAAGCUGCCAUGUGAAGAAGCCUCUAGCACUGCCAAAACAUAUAAGGUGCCACGUUUUCAGGGACAAGUCAGUUUCAUCACUUCAAUGUCUGAGCACUUCUGUGGGUCCUGUAAUCGACUGAGGAUCACAGCUGAUGGCAACUUGAAGGUGUGCCUUUUUGGAAACUCUGAAGUGUCCUUACGGGAUCACCUACGAUCUAAUGCCACAGAAGAAGAACUGGUUCAAAUCAUCAGUGCAGCUGUUGGCAGGAAAAAGAAGCAACAUGCCGGCAUGUUCAACAUUUCCCAGAUGAAGAACAGACCAAUGAUCCUCAUCGAGGCAACAGCAAGGACAUUCCCACUGCUCCAAGAUGCCCUACAGGACCAAGCAAGUUUAAAUAAUUGGGGCUACAGACUUGGCCACUGGCUGACUCUGAGAGCAAGUUUAUCCAAGCAGAUGGGGAAAACAUUUAAGAAAAAUGUGUUUACAGGACAUCAUGCCUUGCCAGGAUCUCACUCAGCACGACAGCUUGCAGUAGGAAUUCCACAAGCUCAGCUAAGUAGCAAUUGCAGUCUCCAGAAGAACUAUCAUUCGUACACAAAGUGCCAUAGGACAGGAACUCCUCCCUCCAAGCAGACUUCUUGGAUGUUUGGGGACAGACCCUCUGGGAUGCUAACAAACCAGCCAGAAGAGGAAAUCCUGGGUUCUCGCUCCACUGCCAAAUCAUCUAGUGCCCCAGAUACUUUAACCCACAUUGACCAGGAGGGUCGUGCUUCCAUGGUAGAUGUGGGCAGGAAGCCGGAUUCUGAAAGAACUGCAGUGGCCAGUGCUGUAGUUCUGCUGGGCAAGGAGGCAUUUGAGUUGGUGCAGCAGAACCAAAUGAAGAAGGGGGACGUGCUGGCAGUUGCCCAGAUUGCAGGGAUUCAGGGAGCCAAGCUGACCAGUCAACUGAUACCAUUGUGCCAUAACAUCCCUCUGAGCUUGGUGGAUAUUGUUUUGAGUUUGGAUGAAAGGAGGCAUGCAGUGGUGAUCCGGGCUCUGUGCCGUACUCAUGGAAAAACAGGAGUAGAGAUGGAAGCGUUGACAGCUGCCAGCUUAGCUGCCUUGACAGUGUAUGACAUGUGCAAAGCAGUCACUCAUGACAUAGUUAUUGAAGAUGUGAAACUGCUCAGCAAGAAAGGAGGGCAAAGAGGAGACUUCCAGCGUGGCUAAAACAGCUCUAAAGAUUCUGCACCAAAAGAUCAUCCAUGUGUCCUUUUCUUGAAUGAUAGCUUCAGAUAUCUCCUUCGCAUACUAGGAAUCAGUGUUGUAACCAUCAACAACUAUCAAGAACAACAUCUUCCUGUUGCACUGACAACUACUGAAAUUAGUUGUCGAGUCUGUAUGAAGUAGGCUUGAUCUUCUCAUUUGCUUCCCUUCUCCCCGUUUAGCAGUCAGCCUCCUUGCCAUCAGCUUCUAGGGUCACACCGUACUAAACUGUUUCAGGGCUUGUGGCCCUUGCUGAAGUGCGGGUUGCUGAGUGACUGCUAUGUCUGUGUAUAAAGCUCUACAUGAGAACCCUGUUUUUCACUGGGGUUACAUUCGGGGGGGGGGGACAGUGGAUAGCAAAUACACAAAUAACAGGGCAUUGUCAAUGUAAAUUGGGGGGAAUAGGUUCCAAGACAAUUAAAAAAUCACCCCCAAAAUGAGAAAAUGGGCCAAAUAAAGUGCCCUGCUGUACUCCAUUAUCCUUCAGAAGUCCAAGAAUGCCCCCCAUGAGCCAAAAAGUCACCGAACUUUGGUAGAAAAUCAUGGUUUCUUGCCUUUUUUAAAAAAAGAACAAUAAAAUGGCUCCUGAAUGCAAAAUGGCAGCUGGAAAUGACCUCCAAGGUCAUUUCCAGCCACCCUGACCCACAGAUACGCAGGUUUAACUCUCUUUCCCCCCACCCCGUGUUUUUCCCGUGUAUACCAAGGCUGGGUGUCCAUUACCUGACUACAGGUAUGCAAAACUGCAGAUGGUGAGUCCACAAUUAACAAGGUUCUCCUGUAGUCCCUACUAUGGAGUUGUGUGUCUGUCACCAGCACCAAUAUUGCUUGCACAACAGAAUUUCAAGUACAGUCCACUUGAAUUUUAUUUUUUUUAAUUAUAUACAUUUUAUAUCCUGCUCUUCUUCCAAGGAGCCCAGGGCGGUGUACUACAUACUUAAGUUUCUCCUCACAACAACUCUGUGAAGUAGGUUAGGCUGAGAGAGCAGUGACUGGCCCAGAGUCACCCAGCAGAAAUCCAAGUAGGUUCUGGAUCAAGAACAGUCUGAUCCAAAACCAGGUGGGGGCAGUCUCUGAGAAUAUGAAAGAAUGAGCAAGUAUUUUAAUUCUAUACAUGGGACAAACACUGGGAGAGAUAAACUAGGAGCCACCCGACCGCCUGGUCACUAUUACAAUGAGGUGAGGCUCAAUUCUGACCUUAAAAAUAGGAAGCAGAUGUUUUAUCAGCUGGGGAAAUUGUAGAGUAAUUCAGAUCUUGCUCCAGCUAUGUACAGCAAGACUUCAGGCUAAACAGUGUGUUGAGUGUUAACAAGCAAAAUAACUUGCACAGUCAAAAUAGUUUCCUGGCAACUAAAGUGUGCCUAACAUAGCUGCUAUUUCUGAAUGUGCAAUAUUGUAUCUCCCUUCUGACCCUUAUCUGGAAAAAGUCUUCCUUCAAAUUAUUUUCCAAAGGGUGAUAGACUUGUUUCUCUCUGCAGGAUUCUGAAAGGAAUUCUGAGUUGAGAUGCAUACUCUUUGUGCUGGAACCACUUGCAGGGGUAUUUUUUGGCCACUACUCCAUAUAAUUUUGACUCUGUUUACCCAGAACCUGCUAGAUAUUGGAAGUCACCAUGUCCUUCAUGAUAACUUUCAUGUUGGUGUCAUACUGAGUACAUGCAUAGUAGAGGGAAAAGUUUUCAAGCAAAGUCUUCUUACAAAACUUCAGAUUUAUAUUAAUCCAAUUCCCCCCCCACACACACACACUUAUUCAUAGUUGAUGCUGUUGAGCAUAAAGGCUUUUAGACACAAACUGACAUGUUCCAUGCUUUAAAUAUAAGUUGAUACUGUAAAGUAAAUCAGACCAGAUUUAAGAUUAAAGGGCAACUUCCUUCCCCGCUUCUGAAUGUGCUGGGGUGUUUCCUACAUAUACAGAGCUGUGCGUGCACAUUAUUGUAUAGAGAGGAUGCAUCUUUUUAAAGGUUUCCCUUUAUAAUUGAAUUCCAAAAGUGAAAGUUAAACUUGAAUUUUAAAACUUGACUGAUGCAUUUUAAUGUAUAAUAUAUAUAUAACUUCAUUUCAGUCCUAUAGUAUGCAUAUUUAGCUACACUUCUGAUUUUCAGAUGCAUGUGGAGUCUGAUUCAACAUUUUACAUUAUCUAACAAAUAUUGAAUGUAUGGAUUGAAGCAGUAGGCGGGAGAGAAGAAAGCCACUGGGCUGGGAGACAGGAAGGCUACAGAGAAAAAAAGGAAAAGGAUUUUCCUUUUACUCAUUGUAAAGGACUGGGGAAAGGGCAGAAGCACAGAAGUUAGUGGUGUUCUUGUAAAUUCUAGCUUGAAGACAUUUCACUUCUUUUCUUUUUUUAAAAAAGAAACUUUUAAAAAAAUGCAACUGUUGAUGCAGAUAAGAUACACUCCAGUGUUUUUAAAUGGCCCGCCAAGUCUGGGCACUAAUGGAACUGCGGUUGGAAAGAUAAUCCCAUAUUUGCAUGAUCAGAAAUGCCAACCUCAGGUACACUUAACUGUAGUUUGGCACUAAGUCCAACAUGGCCCUAAGGAUUAGACAGAUCCAGAGUAGGGAACUACAUGGUUUAAACACCUAGUGCAAAAAUGAAUAUGUGCAGAAAAGCAGCAGGAGUCAUGAAGCCUGGUCUGCGGUCUCAGGAUGAAAGCUUCUGAGGCCAUAUGGAGAAUCUAUUUUGGGGUGUCAGGGAGCCCUAUGCAGGUUUCUAUAAGGAUAGGAUGUGACAGCCAUGCCUCCUUGCUUGAUUUCCUAGGCUGCCCAUAGCUUCAGUGUGUUGAACACUAUUCCUUUCGUGGACUCUCUCAAGCACAGGUCAAGCCAGACUAGGAGCUUCUGUAUGGGUUCCAAGGGAGUGUGCCAACAGUCCCAUUUCUGGACCACGUAGCAAGCCCUGCAAGAUCUCACUGAGCUUUUGUAAAAGAUCUUGUGAGAUCUUUUUCUCUUUCUGUUUAAUAUACAGCAUUGCAAGAAUCGUGUAGCUCUCAUGAGGAGAGGCUUCAGCAGAGAGACACACUUUAAAUGUGUGUCCUUUGUAGUCUGCACCUCUUUCUCCUUUGAUCCCUGCUCCCCUAGUUGUCCCCAACAGGCAUGCUCUGCAAAACUGUGCUCCAUUUCUUCUCUGCAGCAUCAAACAGCCCUUCAAAUCUUCUUGGGAAAGAAAUCUUUUCCACUCUGAAUGUUCCCUUCAGUAUUUGAGAACAGAAAUACAGAAUACCAUAUUCUUCCACCAUCAGUCCUUUGGCAUUUCUUCAGAUUUCUGGUUAAACUUCCCUCUUUUUUUCACAUCAUCCUGUUCCUCCUCCCAAGGGUGAGGGACCCUGGAUCGUGAGAUCUGUCCCAGCAGGGGCUUCAUCAAAACAUCAUCCUGAGCUAAUAGAAUUGUUAACUGUAAUUUCACGAUACUGUAGCUGAAUCUGAAAGCUUCCAUAUACUCAACCAGUAUACGUUUCAACUUCUAAAUGUCAGGAAGUUCCUUUGCUUUAAAAGAAAAGUUUUUGAUUUUGAUUUUUAAAUGCAAUGAUUUGAAUUCUUUUACAAGGGCUUAGGAAUAAAGUUAAUUCAUAAAAUGAAACUUAGCACAAAUGUUGGCUUUCAAUAUGUUGAACUGAUUACUUUAAAAACUGUGUAGUGACUGAUAACAGGGUACCUAGACAUGGCACUUUUUUGAAAAGUUGCACUUGAGCUUUACUUAUAGGGGGCAUAAUUUGUGCUAAGGGGGGUUGGAAAGAUGACUCUUUGAUCCUUUUUGGGAAGAGGUCAUUUUAUAUUUAAAGUGAGUUCUUAAAAAUGCUCUUUUUAUAGUCAAACACUGUGCAAGUAACUGCUAAAAGUCGGUAUGUUUUCUAGAUGAGGGUAAAACUGGGGCAGAAUUACAGAGAGAUUUACUGAGAUAAUUUUGUUGAGGAAAAAAUGUUCAUUCUUUACUGCACUUUUAAUAAAGAAAAAUUGCAAUUAAAACAAGGAUAUAUGGCUUUAUUUAAAAUUAGUUAUGCAUUUUUUCUCUGUAGAUGAGAGAUUAUUCAGUAUAUGAGAUUUUAAGAAAUCAUGAGGGAAGACAGGAAUGAUAAAUAUCUCUUUUGUGUGUCAUUCCAGUUACAGUUUUGUGUGUCGCCCUUCAAAAUUAACCUUCAGUCAACCUAAAUAUUUGGAAUUGAGCCAUCACUGUAUAUCUGUGUCAAUGAAAUACUUGGACUGUGUUCUUUCCCCUUAAAGUAAAAGAUUAAUUGGUAA
This is a messenger RNA of Hemicordylus capensis (graceful crag lizard), 6428 nucleotides long. RefSeq names its product molybdenum cofactor synthesis 1 (gene MOCS1). NCBI's taxonomy places the organism in Eukaryota, Metazoa, Chordata, Lepidosauria, Squamata, Cordylidae. Bases 90 to 2165 code for a protein of 691 amino acids. The record is from RefSeq and is a predicted model, not a curated record. Gene Ontology annotation, biological process: Mo-molybdopterin cofactor biosynthetic process. The transcript has 11 exons. Gene Ontology annotation, molecular function: cyclic pyranopterin monophosphate synthase activity; GTP 3',8'-cyclase activity; metal ion binding.